UGUAAUUAUUCAUUACUAAAUAAUUACAAUUAGCUAUUAAACCCAAAACAAACACAUAAUUAAUGUAUUUAAAGAUUUUUUCGUACCAAACACACCAUAAUCUAAAUGUUUCUCCUACCAAACACACCAUAAUCUAAAUGUUCAACGAAUCAAAAAGAUGCUGUUUAAAAUUAUAUAUAAAAAAUUAUAUAAUUAUGUCUAAAACAUGUGUCAUCAUAUUUAAAAUUAGUUAAAUAUAUUAUAAAUGUAUUAAAUUAUAUUUAAAAUUAGGCUCUGCAUAAUCUCCGAGUAUUCCUCGAUUUUUCGGUAACUCGUUAGGUCCGGAGUUGCCGCCCGACUAGCGCCUAGCAUAGUUUCGAACAUGGGUUAUAGUAUAUAUACUUUCUUUCAUUUAAUAGAUUAUUUUUCCCCAAAAUCUUCUUAAACAUGAGACAAUACAUUUAUUUGUAAAGCACAUUAUUUAUUCCUAUAAGCUCCCACCUCUUUGAAAAGAUUCACUAACUUUGUUUUGGAUUUAAAUACACAAAAAUCUAGAGUAAUUAUGAUAUAUGCAUAGACGUAUGGUUUUAUCAAUAGUUAUCUAUAUUGUAAAAUUUUAAUAAUAUAAUAGAGAUAAUUAUUUGCUAGAUGUCAAUACUCUACUAAAUUUUUUUCAUUUUUAAAUUCAACCGCUAGUAGGUUGAGAAAACAAAAACAAACAAAAAAAUAUUUUAGAAAAAAAUAACUUAUAAAACGCGACCCUCCUUCAUGUUUACAAUGCAAAAUAUCAUUCACUCCACUCUGACCUCGCCACCAUGCAACACUCUCUCGGCUCCAAUCUUCUUCCGCCGGAAACAUCCUCACGUUUUCAUUUACGCCCACAAAUCAAGCAUGCAAAUAUUACUAAGUCCCAACUUCUCAUUAAUAACCCUUUCAAGAAAACAACAAAACCUCCAGACUUCCCUCCUCUUCUCACUUCACCGGCGACGUCACCUCCGUCUCCGGUUAAGCUCAAGCUGACCCAUCAUCACUUAAACCCUCUCCAGAAGCUAGCAGCUUCCAUGCUCGACAAAAUCGAGUCCUCCCUCGUUGUACCAAUGGAACAAAACCACCCGCUACCUAAACCGACCGAUCCAUCUAUUCAAUUAUCUGGAAAUUUCGCUCCCGUUAAUGAAUGUCCGGUUCAAAACGGUUUAGAAGUCAUCGGUAAUAUUCCUCCUUGUCUACAUGGAGUCUACAUCCGCAACGGCGCUAAUCCUAUGUUUCCGCCGUUAGGUGGACACCAUUUGUUUGACGGUGACGGAAUGAUUCACGCAGUUAGCAUCGGUUCUGAUAACCGGGUUAGUUACAGCUGCCGGUACACUAAAACAAACCGGCUUGUUCAGGAAGCCAAGCUUGGCCGGUCGGUUUUCCCUAAAUCCAUCGGCGAGCUUCACGGUCACUCGGGUUUGGCUCGACUCGCUUUAUUCGCCGCUCGAGCUGAGAUUGGUCUUGUGGACGCGACACGUGGCAUGGGUGUAGCUAACGCCGGCGUCGUUUACUUUAACGGAAGAUUAUUAGCCAUGUCAGAGGAUGAUCUCCCUUACCACGUGAAGAUCAACGGCCAUGGAGAUCUCGAGACGAUUGGACGGUUCCAAUUCGAUGAACAGAUCGAUUGUCCAGUAAUAGCGCAUCCUAAAGUGGACCCUACCACAGGAGAUCUUCACACGCUGAGUUACAAUGUUUUGAAGAAACCUCAUCUCAAAUAUCUUAAAUUCGACACGUGCGGGAAAAAGACACGUGACCAUGACAUCACACUCGAGCAACCCACGAUGAUUCACGAUUUUGCAAUAACCGAAAAUUUUGUCGUGAUCCCAGAUCAGCAAAUGGUAUUCAAAUUAUCCGAAAUGAUUCGGGGCGGGUCACCGGUUAUCUACGACAGAGAGAAGAUGUCUAGAUUCGGGGUUUUGUCAAACCAGGAUCCGACCGGGUCGAGUGUAAAUUGGGUCGAUGUACCCGACUGCUUCUGUUUCCAUCUAUGGAACGCGUGGGAAGAGAUAACCGAGGACGGCGACCCGGUUAUCGUCGUCAUUGGGUCGUGCAUGAACCCGCCCGAUACGAUUUUCAGCGAAUCUGGAGAACCGACUCGAAUUGAAUUAACUGAAAUACGGUUAAACCUGCGGACAAAAGAAACGAACCGGAAGGUCAUUGUAACCGGGAUGAAUUUAGAAGCGGGUCAAGUAAACCGGAAUUUCCUGGGCCGAAAAACCCGGUUCGUUUAUUUAGCGGUAGCGGAUCCUUGGCCGAGAUGCAGUGGCAUCGCAAAAGUUGAUUUAGAGAACGGAACCGUUAUCCAAUUCAAAUACGGACCGGACCGGUUCGGUGGCGAACCGUAUUUCGUACCGGAGGGAGAAGGAGAAGACGAAGGGUAUGUAAUGGGGUUUGUGAGGGACGAAGAGAGAGAUGAGUCGGAGUUUGUGGUGGUUGACGCAUCGGAGAUGAAGCAAGUCGCGGCGGUGCGGCUACCGGAGAGAGUACCGUACGGUUUCCACGGAACGUUCGUGAGCGAGAAUCAGUUGAAGGAACAAGUUUAAUUUCUGACGUAGGUGUAUUUUCAUAAUUGUGCAAACCCUCCUUUUAAUAGUUUGUGUUUAAUUGCUUUGUUAGUAUAUCAUUUGUGUAUAAGAAUUAAGAAGGGAAACGUCGUUGGCUUUGUUAACUUAAUUACUGUUUAUAGAAAGAUUCUCUAGUUAUUUAUAGAUGCUGAAUUAUCAAAAAAAGAAAGUUCAGUC
Brassica napus (rape) is the source of this 2750-nucleotide messenger RNA. RefSeq names its product 9-cis-epoxycarotenoid dioxygenase NCED6, chloroplastic-like. The record is from RefSeq and is a predicted model, not a curated record. Gene Ontology annotation, cellular component: chloroplast stroma. Lineage: Eukaryota; Viridiplantae; Streptophyta; Magnoliopsida; Brassicales; Brassicaceae. Gene Ontology annotation, biological process: carotene catabolic process. The transcript has a single exon. The coding region runs from base 795 to 2552 and encodes 585 amino acids. Gene Ontology annotation, molecular function: carotenoid dioxygenase activity.